Messenger RNA from Beta vulgaris subsp. vulgaris (sugar beet), 474 nucleotides. Its product is annotated as VQ motif-containing protein 10-like. The record is from RefSeq and is a predicted model, not a curated record. The transcript has a single exon. Bases 49 to 435 code for a protein of 128 amino acids. Lineage: Eukaryota; Viridiplantae; Streptophyta; Magnoliopsida; Caryophyllales; Amaranthaceae.
UUAGAUUUACAAAGACAAACAAGAGAACAAUUAUUAAUACAAUACAAUAUGGAUAAAAAGGGUAACAAUGUUAGGCCUACAAAGGUAACGUUUAUUGGAACCCGUAAUGUUAUAGUUGAAGCUAAGGACUUCAAGUCUAUGGUGCAAAACUUAACGGGAAAGAACUCUUCUGUCGCGUGGGUUAAAGGACCUUCUUACGCUUUUUCUCUAAGUGGGAAUAAGCGUAAGGUAGAUCCAGGGCUAGAGCUGCAACCACAACAACGACAACCUAGUGAUGGCAGCGCUAGCCAUGGAGGGAAUGAUUUUGUUGAUUGUAGUUGCGAUGUUGAUGGUGGCUUCACUUGCUUGUCGACGGCUGAUCUUGAUGAGAUGUUACGAGGAUUGCCUCUCAUGGAAGAGUUACAUAAUUGGGCUCAAAACGAUGUAAACAACUAGCUACUACAUGCAUAUAUACGCUUAUUCUUAUGCUCCAUG